Messenger RNA from Postia placenta MAD-698-R-SB12, 429 nucleotides. RefSeq lists its product as hypothetical. The transcript has a single exon. Bases 1 to 429 code for a protein of 142 amino acids. The record is from RefSeq and is a predicted model, not a curated record. NCBI's taxonomy places the organism in Eukaryota, Fungi, Basidiomycota, Agaricomycetes, Polyporales, Adustoporiaceae.
AUGCAGGAGCAAGCAGAACAAGACAGGCUAGCCAAGACGACGAAACAGAUGACCAAGGAGGAGGUCAUGCAGUUGUUUGACGAGCAUGAGCGGCGAUGGGCCCGCUUAACGUCGAUGGACUACCUCACUUGGAAUUCCUUCCCAUGGCCGGUACUGCGACCGCCGAAGGAGCCGGACGAUUUGACUGUAUAUGCUAUCGAUGCAUACGUCCUGUCGCCUCAUAAUCCGAAGGACGCUGGGAAAUCCUCGAAAGACCGCAUCAAGGAGCACAUCAGACGGUGGCAUCCGGACCGGUUCGAGACGAAGCUCUUGUGCAAGGUGCGGGAUGACGAGCGCGAGAAGGUCAAGCAAGGCGCAGGCCUUGUCGCGAGGAAUUUGAACGAGCUGCUGACACGCCAGUCAAGAGCCAACAAUGACUUCAUUUCAUAA